This is a messenger RNA of Anoplophora glabripennis (Asian longhorned beetle), 2828 nucleotides long. RefSeq lists its product as uncharacterized. The transcript is spliced from 3 exons. NCBI's taxonomy places the organism in Eukaryota, Metazoa, Arthropoda, Insecta, Coleoptera, Cerambycidae. The record is from RefSeq and is a predicted model, not a curated record. Bases 554 to 2794 code for a protein of 746 amino acids.
CACAGAACAGUUGAGUCGUUUGUCAAUACUCGGUGAAUGUGUUAUGUCUUUGGGUUCGAGAUUAAUCCAAACAUUGCAGAAACUUAUCACUAGUUGUACAGAUUAUACAAGUAUACGUCCACUAGCAAGAGAAUUCUUCGGUGCUAUUUACAAUAUCGGUAAGUCUGAUUAUAAAUUCACUCAAGAGGAAAAAUCGGUUAUUGGGAACUUGGUCCAUAGUUCACUAUCAAAUUUGCAAACCUACCUAAGUCUGCGUGUUGAUGAAUACGACAGCCAUUCCGGUUUGAUUUCCAGGACGGACAGGUCAUCUUUACAAUUUUUAUUAGAUGAUUACAAGGAUUUUCCCAUCUCAAAAGGAGAAAAGUUAGGUGAUUAUCUGCCUUCUCUUAUUGAUACUGAAGAUUUAGCACAGUGGGAUAACUUUUUGAGAAAUUACAUAGACGGUGAGGUAGACGCAAUCCUAGACACAUCGUCGGACGAAUUUUUGAAUAUUCCCAAAUCGCAUUGGUGGUGGCGUCAGUAGAAAUAAUUACAUAAAAGCUAAGCCAUCAAAAUGGUGAAUUGGUCCGAGGCGGAUAUAGUAGAAUGGGAAGAGGCAGCAUACAAGGAACAAAAUGCUUUCUGCCAUAUGCUAGGAGAUAGAAGAUGGGACAGAAUAAAACCAAACGAAGGUGUAAUACUGCGCAGAAAAAUAGGAUAUGGCUUAUACGGCCCACCUACCAGAAAUCCAGAUCCAAAAAAUCCUUAUGACAUUGGCUAUAAACCCGAAGAAGAUAUCGAAAUUCAAAAAAUAUACGACGUCAUACUAGAAGAAGGAAAAGAAUAUGAGAAUCGAGGUCAUACAUGGUUUGCUUGUAUAUUCAUAUCCUGUAAAAUGUAUGACAAGCGGUUCACAUUUCCCGUCUUCAGAAUUUUAAAAAAUUACGCGAAAGAUAACUACUCAAAGAACAAUUGUACAUUCAUCGAUCACAACUGUCGUGUUUAUGAAACUUGGGAUGACUAUCUUGCUAAUAACACUCUGCCGGCAUGUUUAAUUUUGUAUCCGAGAGACGGGAUUUAUCAACUUAAAGACAAUGAAAACGUUGAUUGCAUCAAAGAUCGGUCUUGCGCUUGCUACGUUUCAAGUAGAACGAUUGGUGUUCUCGAUUAUGCCGCUACAGCCGCUGGAAUUGGAGCCUCCGCGAUCGGCUUAGCGGCUAUCUGCGCCGUGCCAAUUGCCGGACCAGUAAUGGCAGGAGCGGUUGGUACUGGGCUGGUUUCCAGUGGUUAUGGUCUUAUCCGAUCCUCUUCUGCUCUUGUCGAUCGUUACAUGCAUAAACAAAGCAUUGGAUUUGAUAACGCCGAGUCCAGAAACUGUUGGUUGACCAUCGUCAGUACCCCGCUGUUCUUUACCCAGUUUGGCAUGAUAGCUCGCAUGAAAACUACAGCAGAAGCCGGUGAAAUCAUGAGUAAAGCAGCAAGAAUCACAUUCUCCGUUGUUAAUGUGGCUUGUCUCACUACUAGUGGCUUAGGCAUCAUAAACUCUUUAUCAAAUAUUAUUGAUAAAGGAAUGAACGACACGCUAACACCACUUGAUAUUUAUCAGUUCACCGCCUCUUGCGUAUUCUUCACACACAGCGCUAUGAAUUUCCAAACGGCCAGCACCAUUAUUAAAAAGUUUCAACAAGAUCACAUUGAUUCUUAUAAGGAAUAUCUUAGCACUGAAGACCAAAAAAAAGAUUUCGAUAAUAUCAUCUCGAAGAUGCAAGGGGAAAGAAAAAUGCAUAAUAGCGCUAAAAUCAUUAAAGAACUCAACUACGUUCAAGACAAAGAAGAUUUUAUUAACUCUUUGGUGGAUGUGGAGAAACUGCAUAAUUUUGAAAGUGGUGAUAUAAUGCUCGAUAGAGGCCUUAUUAACAUGAUGGAUGAGUGGCGCAUUCAUCCUGAAAAAUUAAGUCAGAUCGAUGCAGAUUCAGUUACUGAUAUUAUGAGUAACACUAAGAAAUUCCAAAACGGAGAAAUUGAUUUAGAAGGUUUCAAGACGAACUUGGCCAGAGUUUGUUCAAAAUAUCGCCUCCAUAGUGAAGCAGUAAGGGAAAAUACCAUUGCUAAAUUAGCUGCACACUUCGAUGCACCAAAUCUGGACAAUAUUGAAAUGAAUGGUGUGAAAAUAUUCAAAGACAUGCCGGCUCAUGUCAUCGAUAGGUUAAACGGAGUGAUGGAAAACACAGCUAAAAAUUACAAAUCUGAAAUCAUCGACAUUGCUAUAGAUUUUGCGAAAAAAGAAAAUUGUCAAAACGUGAGCGAGUUUUGUAAUUAUUUGGAGUACACCGUGAAAUAUAUGAACGAUGAAAAGAAUCGUUACAUAAGCGAUUACAAACAAAACCCUAGUGGAUAUGAAAAAUUUUCAGGAAAAGUUAAGGAUCAUUUUGAAAACUUAGUUUACAAAGAAUUUAAGACCAAUGGUAAUAAACUAAGCGAAAUGUCUACCCAGUUUAACAAAAUUAAAACUAACAUCGCGCAAGCAAACGCAACGGGUGAACCAAACUUUAGAAGCGAUGUUGCUGCCACAUACCAUUACAUAAAACAUAAGGAUGAUUUUGUAAUAAAUAAUCUCGAUGUUUCUCCUGAUGAUUAUUUAAAUAUCGCUCGGCAAAUUACAAAUGCCCCACCAGGGUCGAUGAUGUUAAGUCAAGAAGGCAAUGUUACGUUUCUAACAUUCAAAGAAAAUGAUGGGAGAAUGGUAAUAGCCAUUCAGCCUAAGGGUGACACAAAUUGUCACAUUGCAACUUGUUACCGCCUAAGGACAAAAUAACGUUCUAUAUGAUAAUAAAUAUUCAUGCAACAUA